GCCAUCUCCGGUUCUCCACACCACCAUUCAGAGGAACCACACCGACACCCCAUCCACUUUAUCUCAGUUGAGAGGUUUAGAAGCGCGCGGUGAAGCACAAAGUGCAGCAAGAGCUGCGAGAAGGAGCGAGCAGCAAUGGCGAGGCACAGCCUCCUUGCCGUGCUCCUCGUCGGGCUGGUCGCGGCCUCCGGCUUCAGCCAGGCGGCCGCCGCUGGCCGGGGCCUUGCUGAGAAGCUCCCCGAGCCGGAGCCCAAGCCGACGCCGUACCCAGAGCCCAAGCCGCAACCCAAGCCAGAGCCAAUGCCUAAGCCUGAACCCAUGCCAAAGCCAGAGCCUAAGCCUCUGCCUAAACCUGAACCCAUGCCAAAGCCAGAGCCUAAGCCUAUGCCCAAACCCGAACCCAUGCCAAAGCCAGAGCCCAAACCGGAACCGAAGCCGGAGCCGAUGCCAAAGCCUGAACCUAAGCCUGAGCCGAGCCGAUGCCGAAGCCAGAACCGAAGCCAGAGCCCAAGCCUGAGCCGAUGCCAAAGCCAGAGCCUAAGCCCGAACCAUUGCCUAAACCAGAGCCUAAGCCAGAGCCCAAGCCUGAACCUAUGCCUAAGCCGGAGCCCAAGCCUAAGCCCGAACCGAAGCCGGAGCCGCCUCCGAAGGGCAAGCCGCCAAUGACUGACAAUUGAUGUGAUACUCACAUAUGACAGUGGGAGGAGGAGAUCGACCCCGUCCGGAGCCACGAUGUGUUAUUUCUAGAAUAAGUGGCGUAGUAUCCGGCUAGCGAGAUAGUGAUGAUGCAUCUUUUUGUAUUGCUUCCGUAUUCCACCAUUCCUUUUAGUUUCUGUUGUUCCAUGCACCCGUGAUGAGUAUUACUACUUUGUAAUUAUCAUUUGCGUGUUGGUAUACGUUCAUCUGUGCACA
Messenger RNA from Triticum aestivum (bread wheat), 912 nucleotides. RefSeq names its product vegetative cell wall protein gp1. NCBI's taxonomy places the organism in Eukaryota, Viridiplantae, Streptophyta, Magnoliopsida, Poales, Poaceae. The record is from RefSeq and is a predicted model, not a curated record.